UGAACACCGCCGGUGAUGUUUUUUGGUUUGUCGAAGGGGCUGGAAGUGGAUGCCGACUGGGUCGGUGGGAUGUCAUCAGAUGGGCACAUGGCCCGAGCCGGAUGAGCCGGGUGAUGACUCAGUUUGGGAAUCGGUUCGUUGUGAGUAAUAUAAUAUAGUGUCAGUGUGAGUGUUAACAUAACCUCACAAUCGACACAAGCUCAAUCAUUGAACCGAAGGGAACCCCCAUUGCUUUGAAACGCACGUGCUCAAACAUGGGUGUGGCUGUGACUGUGAGAUAUGCUAGCUGCUAGCUCAAAGGCAUCUCGCCACAAAGCAAGCCAACAUCCAAAGAGAUAUUUUCCGCCCAGCCGCAUGUAGAGGCCAUGGCCUUCGACCGAAACCGAGCCGCACGGGCAGAGAUCCAGGAAGAGGGCUGUGGCAUCGACCUCUACGAAUUCCUGGACGAAAAGCCCCCCGACCCACCGGCGCUCCCCGCCCGUGCUCGAGCACACUCACUGCCACCAGGCGGGCGUUUCCGUCAUGACCGCGCGACGCGCUCCCGCUCUGACACGCGCCCGUCGCCGGGGUCUGCAGUGUCGGACACCUUGGAAGGUCCGUUGAUUGAGCCUCCCUUGGUCGAUCUCUAUGUCUUCCUCGGAGAGACGCCGCCACCGCAGCACCUGGUGCGCCGCCGGGAUUUGGAUCUACGGCGUGCCUGGGCAGAGGUCUGGUGGCGCUGGAACGGCCGCCGACGGGCGGGUGACGCGCAGAGCCAAGUGGAUGAGAGCCUUGGACCCAGUUGUGACUAUCAGCAACUCUCAGAAGGUCCUGGUGCAUCAGUGGCUCAGUCCACUGCCAACAGCUUUCGAGACUUUUGGCUCUCCUUGGGAGGUGGCCCGCUCAGCAUGGAUCUAGGCGCCACGCGGUCUGACAGCAACCGACGAGGUACCGAUCCCGCACCUCGUGGCCGUGACGACCGACGCGACGUACCGGUCACGGGGAUUGCUGGACCACGUGCACGCUCCGUCUUUGAGCCGCGAGCCAGCGAUCGUUACCAUGCUUUGGAGGGCGAACCUCGGGAUCCCGAUCCAGAUCUACAAUGGCCCUGCAAUGAGCCUUGGGAUCCAGCUGAUUUGGAUGCCAUGGCACGCUUCGGGGUGAUGCCAAUGGGCUAUGGGCCGUGGAACAUGUAUUGAGGCAUGUAUUGAGGCGGGGCAACUCAGAGCAGCAUGCGGACUUGGCACGCCUGAGCUUGCUUGGACGAGGCACGUUAUUGCAAUCCUUGAGAAUCGCGGCCUGGACGAGUCUCUAGAGAUGCUCCAAAGAUCUCACGAAUGGCCGCGGGAGACUCCGCCGUGAUUCUCCGGCUUGUUUAGGUUUCCGGAGAAGGCCGUGAGACUGGUGCCUCC
Durusdinium trenchii is the source of this 1391-nucleotide messenger RNA. Lineage: Eukaryota; Dinophyceae; Suessiales; Symbiodiniaceae. The record is from the annotation of a GenBank genome assembly.